Molecule: messenger RNA, 1193 nt
Organism: Cuscuta campestris
Lineage: Eukaryota; Viridiplantae; Streptophyta; Magnoliopsida; Solanales; Convolvulaceae
Source: the annotation of a GenBank genome assembly
CAGUUUAAAAAAUAUACGGAGUAUUUACCCACAUUAAAAAAAAUCAAACCAUGCCUAAAGGCAGGUGACAUUUAUUUACUCCACCGCGCAGUCGCCCACGCGCCCCACUAUAAAAAGUCACCCAGCCUUCGUCCAUCUUUCAGUCACGCUUUCGGCCUCCUGCAGAGCUUCCCAAUAGAUUUUACUCGAAAAGCUUCUAGGCUAUGGCUUCAAAGAGGAUUCAGAAGGAACUAAAAGAUCUGCAGAAGGACCCGCCAACUUCCUGCAGCGCUGGGCCUGUUGGCGAAGAUAUGUUCCACUGGCAAGCUACUAUUAUGGGUCCAGUUGACAGUCCAUUUGCAGGAGGAAUAUUUCAAAUUACUAUUCACUAUCCACCAGAUUAUCCCUUCAAGCCACCCAAGGUCUGCUUCAAAACCAAAGUCUACCAUCCAAACAUCAACAGCAAUGGCAGCAUUUGUCUCGACAUCCUCAAAGAGCAAUGGAGUCCGGCACUUACCAUAUCAAAGGUGCUGCUCUCGAUCUGCUCCCUCCUCACUGAUCCAAACCCGGACGAUCCGUUAGUGCCUGAGAUUGCUGAGAUGUACAAGAGGGACCGAGCCAAGUACGAGGCUACUGCUAGAGCUUGGACCCAGAAAUAUGCCAUGGGUUGAGCUUCGGCCGCUUGCUGUCUAAGUAGUCCUAUGUCAUUAAUAAGUGUAAUUACAAAACAUCUUAACAUUGGGGUUUUUAACUUUUAAUCUAUUUUGACUGGUGUUUAUCUAUUAUGGAUAUCAAUGAAUGAAUGAAUGGAAAUAGUCUUUUUACUUUCAAAUAGGAAUUAAAAACCACGAGACCCUUCGGUCCAACCAACUCCACUACCACCAAAUUGAGAGUACAAAUGCACAAUAUAACAGCACCACAAUGAUAUCUAGCCCUUAACAACACUACGAAGGCACUAGAAUCAAAAUAGAUGAACAAAAGUGCAAGAAAUCACCAAAAAACAGCAGCUGGUGCGAAGCUCAUAACUUGAGAUUGAACCGUUGAAAUUCGAUCUCCACCGUUCAGAUUGAAGCUCCACGAGUCCUUAGACUCCUCCAAAAAUUUCAGCUCGAUCGGACAAGAUUUGGACCUCCGAUCGACCAAAAAACCAGGUCUGCGUUUUGAAGAAAAUGGCAGCGGCUAUCUCCCUUCUUGCGGCUGUUUUUCUCCCUUUU